Messenger RNA from Maniola jurtina (meadow brown), 1554 nucleotides. RefSeq names its product HMG box-containing protein 4. The record is from RefSeq and is a predicted model, not a curated record. The transcript is spliced from 8 exons. NCBI's taxonomy places the organism in Eukaryota, Metazoa, Arthropoda, Insecta, Lepidoptera, Nymphalidae. The coding region runs from base 138 to 1169 and encodes 343 amino acids.
GAGUAAUGUCUGAUGUCACCACAGCACAGAGUAGAUCUUGUAGAUGGACGUCAGUUUUGUUGACAUUUAGUAUUUGGAUUUAAUUUUAAAAAACCACAAAAAUCUAACCUUUUAAAAUUUUAAAUAAAAUAUAAAUAAUGCAAGAAGAUUUGGAAGUUACGGGUGUUUCGCGGAGUGGGCGAGUGAGGAAAAAGAGCUCAAAGCUGAUGGAUUUCGAGUCUCCAGACGACAUUGAGACCAGGUUUCGCCGACAAACACCGAUGAAAACGUAUUCGAAUGUAAGGCACGAGGAACCAGUGGAAUAUCGGGAGCCUCCGAAAGCGGUAGAAGAAGCUGGCACCGCGUCAAGUGAAUCAGAUUAUUACGAGAAUAAUGCGGAUCAGGGCGAAAGUAUGGAGUCGGACAGCUCAGCAUCUGAUGAGGGCUCUGCACGCACACCAGCCAACUCCCUGUACAUGAUGGAGAAGAGCAAAAAGAAACUUGUCAUUAAAGAUGGCCGGGUAGUAGGGAGGGCUAAGGCGCAGAGGAAGGAUAAAGGCAAGACUCGCAUCACAGCCUACAUGAUGUGGGCCAAAGAAGCUCGCAACGACUUGCUGAGGAAACAUCCCGACAUGGAUUUCUCUGCCAUUUCCAAGAGACUCGGCGAAAUGUGGGCUAAUGUGAAUUACAAUGAACGCUACUUGUGGAAGCGCAAGGCAAAGCGUUUCGCCAUACAAAAGGAACAAAGCAACCAGCCGAUGGUUAACAAGAUUAUUUCAAACCCAAGUAUUCGACCGCAGCACCCCGGGCCGGGGCGCCCGCCCGCCAACCGCGCGCCGCCCAAGCAUUCACCCGUCGCGCACGCGCAACAGGCGCUCGUUCCGGUAUCAAACGCCAACUCUGCGGCCAAUACUGGUUCAGGCAUGUACCGGGUGACGGGUUGCGGCGCGGUGGAGGUAGCGGCGCAUCUGAGACUGCUGGGCGAGAGCUUGGCCAUCAUUGGUGAACGCCUGAAGGAACAUGAGGGUCAGAUCGCAGUAUCAGGCUCAGUGUCCGUUUUGCUGGACACGCUCCUCUGCUCGCUGGUGCCACUGAUAGCAGUGACGCGCGCCGUCCCGGCCAUCGCGCCGCCGCAGCGCCUGCUGCAGGACACGCUGCACAACAUCGCGUACAUCAUGCCCGGACUUUAGGCACCUCUAUCCUGUACAUGCGUUUGCACCUAAUGCAAUCAGUUUUUAUUUCCUCGCAAAUAGGAGCAAAGUGAUACAAGUCUCGACCAAAAUAGCAAUUACCGACCUCGUUUAUUUUAUUUGUACCAGAAAGUUGUAACAAUAAAGACAAAAAGAAAGAAAAAGUGGACAGGGAAGCACUUAUCUCUAUAAGAGAUCUCUACUAGUGACCCUUGGCAGUGCCAGAGGUUGUAAAGGGAUUAGAAUAGUUUAGUUUAAAAUCACUUGAGAUGUCCUCAGCUUGGCCUCAGCCUUCUAUUAUUACUUGACCGGUAAUUGCUUUAUUUCAGGCUUGGAUUGUAAUGUAAGAUUAGAUGGUUUAAGAAAUAAAGUUUUGACUAAAUAA